Benincasa hispida (wax gourd) is the source of this 1594-nucleotide messenger RNA. It is a transcript of the gene EXL2, whose product is annotated as EXORDIUM like 2. The record is from RefSeq and is a predicted model, not a curated record. NCBI's taxonomy places the organism in Eukaryota, Viridiplantae, Streptophyta, Magnoliopsida, Cucurbitales, Cucurbitaceae.
ACCCAUUUCAUUCUUCCAAAAUUCAAAAUUCCAAAAUCUGUCGUCCUUUUCCAACUUUGCCCCUUUACUCAUGGCUUCUAUUUACCAUCUCGCCACUCUCUGUUUCACUCUGUUUUUCUUCUCCUCCUCUGCUACCGCUCCUGAGCAUGGUCUCGGCCGGAAACUGGCGGCGCUCGUCCAGCAACAGCCUUUAGUACUUGAGUACCACAAGGGUGCUCUUUUGAAAGGGAAUAUCACCGUCAACUUGAUUUGGUACGGCCAAUUCACAUCCUCACAGCGCUCUGUAAUCGUGGAUUUCAUUCAAUCUUUAAGCUAUUCCGGAGCUCCGGCACCGUCGGCGACUCUUUGGUGGAAGACGACGGAGAAAUAUAAAGGCGGGUCGUCGAAUCUCGUCGUCGGGAAGCAGAUUCUUCACGAGUCUUACACUUUGGGGAAAAAUCUGAAGGACCUGCAUCUCAAGGCUUUGGCGAGGAAGGUCAAUCAGUUGAAUUCAGUGAACUUGGUGCUCACGGCGAAGGACGUUGCCGUAGAUGGAUUCUGCCGGAGCCGGUGCGGGACUCAUGGGUCGGUUCCGGUGGGUCGGAGCAAGGCAAGAACGGCAUAUGUGUGGGUUGGAAACUCUGAAUCUCAGUGCCCUGGGUACUGUGCUUGGCCGUUUCAUCAGCCUAUUUACGGCCCUCAGACGCCGCCGUUGAUCGCCCCUAACGGUGACGUUGGUGUUGACGGAAUGAUCAUCAAUUUAGCCACUGUUCUUGCAGGAACUGUGACGAAUCCUUUCAACGACGGGUACUUUCAGGGUCCACCGACAGCGCCGCUGGAAGCGGUUUCGGCCUGCACCGGGUUAUUCGGGUCCGGAGCCUAUCCGGGUUACCCGGGUCAAGUUCUAGUUGAUAAGGUCACCGGAGCCAGUUUCAAUGCUCAUGGCAUUAAUGGAAGGAAGUUUCUUCUUCCGGCGAUGUGGGACCCUCAGACGUCUACGUGUAAGACCUUGGUGUGACGUGGCUGACGUGGACGACACGUGGCAGUGGAGGCUUUUCCUGUGUUCUUGUUUUUUGCUUUGUAGAUAUAAUAUAAUGAGUAGAAAUGUGAUCCACGAAAACGAGUUUGGCUGCCGUAUGGUUGGGGAGAUGGAUGAAACGUCGUUUGGGUGGUGAUGUGUAAAUUCGUAUUUGAAAAAAUGGAGAAACAUAAAUAAUGUAAAACUUUAUUUAAAGAAAAGAAAAAAAAAAAAGAUUUAAAAGCAAGGGAAAGAAGCUAAUGUUUUUUUUUUUUUUUUUUUUAAUCCAAAGUGGGGAGAAUUUAGGAGUGUUUGGUAAUGGGAAUAAAGCAAGGUAAUGAUGGGACAAGAGAGGAAGGAAUUUGACAUAUGAGGGAUGAAAAAAAGAAAGGGGUAUAUAUCUGAUUUUAAGGUAAUCAUUAAAUAUGGGAUAAGGAUCUUAUGGAAUCAUUGUUUUUUAAUUUGGUGGGCACAAAGCAUUUAAAAGAUGGGUGCAAAAACAAACAUGUGGCCAAUGAUUUUAAUCUCUCUUUUUUAUCCGUGUCAGCUUUUGAAAAAGUUAGGGACAUUAAAAUAAGUAUAAUGAUACUAAGUUUC